ACUAAAAUUGACUGUAUAGAGAUCUCGAACUCAACGAUCGGAAAUCAUGGCGACGGUAGGAUUGGCGCCCGGGCUGUCGAGGAAGCUGAAGAAGGUGUUAGAAUCGAGGACCGACACUCCCGAUUUGCUUGCCUCCCUCAACACUCUCUCCACGUUUUACACCGACAACACUCCCCAGGCACGUCGGAACCUUAGAUCUACUAUCGAAAAGCGUUCACUCUCCAUCAAUCUCGACUUCCUUCAGGCCGCCCUUCCUGCUCAACAGGCCUUGGAUCGCGUCGAGGAGGAAGUCAAUGCACUCGCUGAUUGCUGCGACAAAAUCGCAAAUGCCUUGAGCAGUUGCAGUAGUAAAACCGGCGAUAUAAUCAGCACCACCGAGAGGCUUAAGCAAGAGCUGGACGUCACUACGCAGAGGCAAGAGAUUGUUUCGUGUUUCCUUCGAGAUUACCAGCUCUCUAAUGAAGAGAUAAGUGCAUUGAGGGAUGAAGAACUGAAUGAGAAUUUCUUCAAGGCACUGUCUCAUGUUCAAGAAAUUCAUGCCAACUGCAAAGUUCUGCUAAGGACGCAUCACCAGCGUGCAGGUUUGGAGCUGAUGGAUAUGAUGGCAGUGUACCAAGAAGGAGCCUAUGAGCGCUUAUGCAGGUGGGUUCAGGCAGAGUGUAGGAAAUUGGGAGACACUGAUAAUCCAGAAGUUAGUGACCUCUUGAAAACAGCAGUGCGCUGCCUCAAAGAGAGGCCUGUCCUUUUCAAGUAUUGUGCAGAAGAGGUGGCAAAUAUGAGGCAUAAUGCAUUAUUUAGAAGGUUUAUAAGUGCUCUCACACGUGGAGGACCUGGGGGACUUCCAAGACCAAUAGAAGUGCAUGCCCAUGAUCCCUUGCGAUAUGUAGGAGAUAUGCUAGGGUGGUUACAUCAGGCCUUGGCAUCUGAGCGAGAACUUGCCCUUGCGUUACUUGAUCCUGACGCAGUAGUGGAUACUGGUUCAACUGCAAGCAGCCGGUUUUCCAAGAGCUUGGAUAAUGAGUCUGCAAAUACAGAAAAUGACUUAACAUUUGUUCUGGAUAGAAUAUUUGAAGGGGUUUGCCGCCCAUUUAAAGUGAGAGUUGAACAAGUUUUGCAGUCGCAACCUAGUCUUAUAAUUUCAUAUAAACUCUGUAAUACACUGGAGUUUUACAGCUACACAAUAUCAGAUUUGCUUGGGAGGGAUACCGCACUCUGUAAUACUCUUUUGGCACUCAAGGACGCUGCUCUGAAAACAUUUUUUGAAAUACUAAAAAUUCGAGGAGAAAAGCUUUUACGCUAUCCUCCCCUUGUUUCUGUUGAUCUUUCUCCACCACCAGCAGUUAGAGAAGGUGUCUCCGUACUGCUUGAAAUAAUUGAGACCCAUAAUAGCAUGAUGGUUUCUGCUUCUGGCAAAUCUUUUGAUCCUGUGAUAUCUGCUUUAUUGGAUCCUAUCAUUCAGAUGUGUGAGCAAGCGGCAGAGGCUCACAAGUCCAAGGUAAGUGGACACUCUUUGAGAAGAAACAGAACAAGUUCUGAUUCAAGCCAAAUCACUAAAUCACCUGUCGAUGCAAUUCUGACAAAUAGCAAUACUGGCCCGUCUUCUCAGAACAGUGAAACACCUGCUAAAAUCUUUCUCAUCAACUGCUUGUGUGCCAUCCAACAACCGCUGAUUGGGCAUGAGGUUGCUGCUGAAUAUUUGAAGAAACUUGGAGCAAUGAUAGAUAAUCACAUGCAUGCUCUUGUGGAAAAAGAAGUUGAUGCCAUUUUAAGAAGAUGUGGCUUGUCACAAAAGAUGCAUCACUUCCGUGGCGAGGAUUCCAGUGGGGCCCCACUAUCAGAGAUGGAAGACACAUCUCCAACCUCUCUUUCAGAGUGUUUGAGGGCUUUCUUUGGGCUAAUCUUGGGAAGUGACAGUUCUCUCCCAGAAUUUGAGCAGUUGCAGGUUCCUAAAUUGCGUUCCGAAACCUGUGUUCAGGUUGCUAAGUCUCUGGCUGAAGCUUAUGAGUCAAUUUAUGAGGCUCUUAUGGAUCCCAAGAAUGGCUACUCGGACCCCAAGUCACUGGCAAGGCAUCCUCCAGACCAGAUAAGGACUAUUUUGGGAAUAUGAAUAUCAAUGAAUAUAUAUAUAUGUAUUCUUGUAGUUAUUGUAGUUGUUCAUUUGCUGGGUUCAAAACAAUGGAUUUGUGAUUGGCUGUGAUGUAUUCGUCAACAUUCCCAAUUAGCUUCUAUAUGGAAUAAAAAACUUUUUCGUUGUUGUUUCUUGUUCAA
This is a messenger RNA of Tripterygium wilfordii, 2268 nucleotides long. Its product is annotated as conserved oligomeric Golgi complex subunit 6. The record is from RefSeq and is a predicted model, not a curated record. NCBI's taxonomy places the organism in Eukaryota, Viridiplantae, Streptophyta, Magnoliopsida, Celastrales, Celastraceae. Gene Ontology annotation, cellular component: COG complex. The transcript is spliced from 11 exons. Bases 47 to 2107 code for a protein of 686 amino acids. Gene Ontology annotation, biological process: intra-Golgi vesicle-mediated transport.